AAAGGUGUCGACAGCGCGAAAGUGUGUCCAUACUUGUUAUAUUUCUACGCUGCUAUGUCUAAGAAGCACGACAAGGUGGACAACGGCAUCGUCGCCGUGAAGAGCAAAUUCGACGCCGACAUCAUCAGAUUUUCCAUCAAUCGUAACGAGCCUGUGAGUUACGAGGAAUUUGGCAAACUUUUGGCGCAACGGCAUGAUUUAGGGGCAGAUUUUAACUUUUUAAUUUGGUAUACGGAUACAGAUGGUGAUCUACUUCCCAUCAAUAAUGAUAACAAUCUGGCUAGAGCUCUAUUGGCCACCAGGUGUCUGCUCCGAAUUUUUAUACAGAGAAAAGGUGACGGAGCAUGGGACAAUGGAUAUGGGACAAUAAAACCCAAAAAUCUGAUAUCCAGUAUCCUGGGUGGUACGCCAGGAAAGCCAAAAUCUAUUGCUAUUUCAAAUCCACAUGAUUUUAGGCAGGUGUCCGCAAUUAUUGAUGUCGACAUACUGCCAGAAACUUGUCGACGUGUACGUCUUUUGAAACAUGGUUCUGAUAAGCCUCUAGGAUUUUACAUUAAAGAUGGUGAAAGCUUUCGCAUAUUGCCAUCGUCAGCUGGAGGGGGAAUUGAGAAAGUUCCAGGUGUGUUUAUCAGCAGAUUGGUACCAGGUGGUUUAGCAGAGAGCACAGGACUUCUAGCUGUAAAUGAUGAGGUCCUGGAAGUGAAUGGAAUAGAGGUUGCAGGAAAAACACUUGAUCAGGUGACGGAUAUGAUGAUAGCGAAUUCUUCCAAUCUCAUUAUAACUGUCAAACCGGCAAAUCAGAGGGCAGCGUUGGCUGCACCUCGCCGCGGUUCGUUCUCACGUAAUAGUCAAUUGUCUUCGGGAAGUCAUCAGUCCACGCAAAGCGCUGGUAGCGAUGAGGAGGCGGAUGAGAUUGUCGAUCUUACAGGUUUGACAAUGCAGGACGACGCCUCGGCGUCGUCUGCUCAACACCAUCACUAUCACCAUCAUCACCAUCAUCAAAAUUACAGUCACGAUCAGGGUGUUUUACAUCUCUAGAUUGAUAAUGAUUAAUUUCAAGGAUUACCUUGGAUAACGGAUGGUCGCGCAUAACGAAAGCUGAGUCACAAUUUUGAUCUAUAGCAAAAUUUACAUAUCCUAAAUUAAAAAUUUUUAUGAAUUAUAAUCUAGGAUAUAUACAUAUAUAUUUAUAUAUACGUGUCCCAAAGCAUCCUUUACAACGCUUGUGAGUAGGUAGAGCAUAGAAAACUGAACAGAAAAGUCUUAUACUAUUUUACGAAAUUCACACUUUUUAUUGAGUUAGUAAUUAAAAUAUCUAAGCAAAUAAGCGGGAUGGCUUAUACCUAAGCGGUAUAAACAAAUAAGCCAUCCGACAUGCCCACUUAGAUAUUUUAAUUACUAACUCAAUAAACAUUGCAAAUUUCGGAAAAUGGUAUAAGACUUUUCUGAUCAGUUUUCUGUGGCUCUAUCUGCUCACGAGCGUUGUAAAGGAUGCUUUGUAUAUACAUAUAUAUAUAUAUAUAUAUAAAAUUUUCAAA
Messenger RNA from Nylanderia fulva, 1538 nucleotides. The record is from RefSeq and is a predicted model, not a curated record. Lineage: Eukaryota; Metazoa; Arthropoda; Insecta; Hymenoptera; Formicidae.